This is a messenger RNA of Endocarpon pusillum Z07020, 420 nucleotides long. RefSeq lists its product as uncharacterized. NCBI's taxonomy places the organism in Eukaryota, Fungi, Ascomycota, Eurotiomycetes, Verrucariales, Verrucariaceae. The record is from RefSeq and is a predicted model, not a curated record. The transcript has 2 exons. The coding region runs from base 1 to 420 and encodes 139 amino acids.
AUGCCCCCACAGCAUCUCGACCAAGUCCUAGUCGAUGAUCCCAAACUCGCCGAAGGCCUAACAGCUUUUGGAGAGUUCCUCAGAACGAGCUACUUCUAUCCAUCCGGCUCAUACGAGAAAUGCGAGGAUUCCCGCGCUCCAAAUGCAUGGGCAACCAUCAGUAAGAAGUUUGACCCAUUCAUCAAGCGAGGCAUGGACGAAAAGAACUACAAGUACUUCUCCAUAAUACGCGUCACAGCAACCUCGUCGGCUUAUUUUGAGCUGGCGGAUGAGGAAAUAGCCGCAAUCAUUCCUGUCAGGGUUAUUCCAGGAACCACGCCGCAGGUUUCGUGGAAGCCGCUCGUUCCGGGCUAUGUGACUUAUGUGAAUCGCGAUUUCCAGGUUUCGGCGGCGUUGGAUUUUGUGUUGGUCACGACUUGA